Mytilus trossulus (common blue mussel) is the source of this 844-nucleotide messenger RNA. Its product is annotated as transmembrane protein 222-like. The coding region runs from base 64 to 636 and encodes 190 amino acids. Lineage: Eukaryota; Metazoa; Mollusca; Bivalvia; Mytilida; Mytilidae. The record is from RefSeq and is a predicted model, not a curated record. The transcript is spliced from 6 exons.
CUUAUUCGAUGAUAUAACCAAAUAAAAUAUAUACUUUCCUUCAUUCUGUGUAGUAUCCCUGUAAUGGCUGAAACCAAAACAUUCGAAAAUCAAGAAAAAACUGCGAUCAACAUGCCUGGCAAUUUGCCACUUUAUGGCAGUCAAAAAAUUGACACCGAAAAACAGCGGUUUCCGCACUGCAUUGUCUGGACACCCUUACCAUGUAUUACAUGGCUGUUUCCAAUUAUCGGACAUAUGGGUAUAUGUACAAGUGCAGGUGUUAUAAGAGACUUUGCUGGUCCUUAUUUUGUCUCGGAAGAUGACAUGGCUUUUGGAAACCCUGUAAAAUAUUGGCAGCUAGACUUGGAUAAAGUAAACAAAGGUAAAGAAGCUUGGGAUCGUGGUGUGAUGGACUCUUGUGAAGAGUAUAAACACAGGAUGCAUAAUUUAUUUUGUGACAAUUGCCAUUCCCACGUUGCCAUGGCACUGAACACAAUGAAAUACAAUGGUAAAACAUCGUUCAAUAUGGUCAACCUUUGUUUUUAUAUGUUACUGUAUGGAAAAUACACAAAUACUUGUGGAUUUUUGAAGACCUGGUUACCAUUCUUGAUCUUUGUUGGCAUAAUAUUGGCAGUUGUCUUGACAACAUCAUUGUAAACAUUAAAUCUCUUAUUGUGAACGACUGUGAUAUUUUGUAGAAAUAUUUUUUUUACUUUUGUUUGAAUGAUAUCCUGGUAAUAUACAUGAUGUCUGACUUAAAUUUCGAUUUAAAAAAAUACUGUUUGAUAAUUUAUAGAGAAACAGUAGACAAUGAAAUACAUGGGGAAAUAAUUAUAUAUGUAUAUAUAAAAAGAGAGAGAGAAAA